AUUCGAUUUUGCUGGAUUUUGCAAUGAGUGAAAUCAGAACGAUAAUGAUAUUAUGUAGAACGUAUAGCAGAAAAGUGCCUCUGCGGAAAGAUCCACUCGCUGGUAUUCGUAAAAGAAUACAAUUGAUGGAUCACGAUGAAUCGGUUGACAGUUUUGAUGCCGAAGACGUAAGCGAGUUCGAAGCGGACUUUAUGAACGUCGGUAUAAGCCAUAAGAUGCACGAAAGAGAGAUGCGGAUCAGGAAAGAGCGUCUUAAGCAACAAAUAGUCACUCAAAAGUAUUUUAAAGAGAAAGAACCACGUUUUCUUACAUUUAUGGAAAGAGAGUUGAUUCACAAGUUACACAAACACAAUCCCGAGGAGUGGACAGUGGAAAAACUCAGUGAGAGUUUUCCCGCUUUACCAGAGACAAUACAAAGAAUUUUGCACGCCAAGUGGUCGCCAAAAUCAGUGGAGAGGGUUGUGGAAUACGACAAUGUGGCAGUUCAAAAUUGGGAGAAAUUUCGAAUGGGUAAACUUUCGUUAAGUCCUGCGCUCAGCAAGCAUUUAAAGAAAUUUAAGGACAGGAAAAUUAUUUUGGCGAACAGAGACUUGUUAGCGAAACAGUUUGUCCCUGAGGUGGAGUUCAAGAAGCCGAAGAGUCAAUUGUUCUCCAGCAUUAUAAAAACUUACCUCAAUGAGAAACAAAGUGACGUGAAGUUGCUGCACCAGGAGGACAAUUCAAGCGGUAUGGUAGAUAAAUCUGAUCAUUCUGAAAGUCAGAAUUUACUGAUCGCGACUAAUAGCUCUGCUGCUGUAACAAAUACAGAGAGAUUUGUUUUGGAUAAACAAAAUGAGUCUCUUACGUUACAAUUACAUGCAGAUUUACAACAGUCUGAUGAGUCAUUUGACAAGAGAAAAGAAAAGCUACUUACAUUUGAUGAAUUUGUAAAAACAAAGAUAGAAGAUAUAAACAAGGAGUCUCCAGAAGAGGGUAUCACUUUACUGAAUGUAUAUAAAAGUCAGAUGGAUGCCAAGCAAGAGAUACAAACUGUGGAAGUUGCCAUGGCAUCUGACUAUGCGACGACUUACGCGAAGGAGGAUACUUCAUCAGAAAUGGUACAAAAAUCUAAUAAAGAUGUUACUAUAGUUCGCAAGGAUCAGGAUAAAAAUUUCAAUAUUAUUGGAGCGGAUGACAAUUUGUUAGACACGAGUAUCAAAGUGUGGAAUAAGAAGGUGGACACAGAACUAAAUUAUGCGAAGCCGAUAAAGAUUGCGAAGCAUCUCUACAAGCCUGGCAUGACAUAUCGGAUCAGCGAUUGUUAUUACGAUGACGAUGGGGAGUUUUUAUAUAGAGUUCCAGGUGUACAUAGCUGAAGUCUCCUUAUGGUUAUUAAUGUGUACAUAACAAAUUUCUAUGUAGUAUGCAUAUAUUAAUUUGUAUAGAAAUGAAAUAAAAAAAGAUUGUGACUUUAA
Messenger RNA from Monomorium pharaonis (pharaoh ant), 1454 nucleotides. RefSeq lists its product as uncharacterized. The transcript has 2 exons. The record is from RefSeq and is a predicted model, not a curated record. Bases 24 to 1355 code for a protein of 443 amino acids. Gene Ontology annotation, cellular component: nucleus. NCBI's taxonomy places the organism in Eukaryota, Metazoa, Arthropoda, Insecta, Hymenoptera, Formicidae.